Actinia tenebrosa (Australian red waratah sea anemone) is the source of this 1003-nucleotide messenger RNA. Its product is annotated as 50 kDa hatching enzyme-like. Gene Ontology annotation, molecular function: zinc ion binding; metalloendopeptidase activity. The record is from RefSeq and is a predicted model, not a curated record. Gene Ontology annotation, cellular component: extracellular matrix. Gene Ontology annotation, biological process: collagen catabolic process; extracellular matrix organization; proteolysis. Lineage: Eukaryota; Metazoa; Cnidaria; Anthozoa; Actiniaria; Actiniidae.
AUAUCAAGAAGAGCUGGGUAUAUAAGCCAGGAUGCUUCGUUGAGGAAGAAUCAGUUCUUGAGUUUGGAAAGAAACGACGAUGAAGCUUUUGGUAGUCUUUGCCCUCUGUGCAGUCUCUGCUGUUGUCUUUGCAGAAGAUGAGGAGACUUUUGCAUUGAAAUACCUGAAUCAGUACCAGUACAUCUCCCAAUCCCGAUCCGGCAACCAAAACGUGGAAACUGCCCUGAAAAACUUCCAGAAAUUCGCUGGAAUCCCAGAGACCGGACGCGUGGAUGCUGCCACCAUCACUCAGAUGAAGAAACCAAGAUGUGGUCUUCCUGACAUGGACGAGAGUGGAUUGAGAGUCCGUAGGUACAAGACAGCAGAACCCUGGGGUAAGAAGGAACUGUACUACUUCAUCCAGUAUGGUCGGGACCUUCCAACACGCACACAGGAUAACGUGUUCUACUAUGCAUUGAAAUACUGGGCUGAUGUAUCUGGAUUGUCGUUUAGACAAGUUGGAAGGGCUGAACAUGCUGAUAUCAAGAUUAGCUUUGGUUCCAAAACCCAUCAAGGAACGAAUGCCGAGAGCACCUGUGGUUAUCCCUUCGAUGGCCAAGGCAAAGUCCUUGCUCAUGCUUUCUUCCCUUCUGACGGUCGCGCUCACUUCGACGAGGACGAAAAGUUCACUCACGAAACCUCAGAGGGAACCAACUUGAAGUGGGUAGCCACCCACGAGUUCGGUCAUGCCCUGGGUCUUCACCACACUGAUGUUAAAGGAGCCAUUAUGUACCCAUACUAUACUGGUUAUGUUAAAAAUAUGAAACUGCAUAGUGAUGAUAUCAGAGGAAUCCAGUCUCUUUACGGUGAGUAUAAAUGGUGGGUGGUAUGGGGUGAAUUAUGGGUAGUAUGGGGUGAUGUAUGGGUGAUAUGGGGUUAUGUAUGGUGUAAUGUAUGGGUAGUAUGGGGUGAUGAAUGGGUGGUAUGGGGUGAUGAUGGGGGAUGUAUGGGUGGUAUGGGGUGA